Schistosoma guineensis is the source of this 4937-nucleotide messenger RNA. The record is from the annotation of a GenBank genome assembly. Lineage: Eukaryota; Metazoa; Platyhelminthes; Trematoda; Strigeidida; Schistosomatidae.
UUUCGAAUUUUUCAGGAUGGAGUCCACUCCAGUUUGGGCACCAUUUUUGGGUUUAAUUGGAUGUAGUUCGGCGAUGAUAUUAUGUGCACUUGGCGCUGGUUACGGCACUGCCAUUUCCGGUAUGAGCAUUUCAUGCAUUGCAGUAUCCCGUCCUGAUAUCGUCAUGAAGACCAUAAUACCAGUUGUAAUGGCAGGGAUAAUUGCAAUAUAUGGUCUUGUCGUCUCUGUAUUAAUUGCUCAAAGAAUAGACGACAGUUACACCUUAUUUAUGUCAAUUAAUGAUCUUGGUGCUGGUUUAAGCGUGGGAUUCAGUGGACUGGCUGCUGGCUAUGCGAUUGGGAAAGUUGGUGACGCCGGUGUGCGAGCAACCUCCAAGCAACCAAGAAUGUUUGUUGGAAUGGUGCUUAUUUUAAUCUUUGCGGAGGUACUUGGACUCUAUGGACUGAUAGUUGCUCUUAUUAUGUCGACAAAGUGAUUUGACUUAAAUAACUCCUUACACACUAUCGAUUCGCAUAAUAAUUAUUCCUAUAUGUUAUCUUUUCAAGAUUUUGUGAUUGGUACACUCUCUUUGAUAUUGAUAAACUUAGUUCUUUUACAAAAGUCAAAGAAUUCUUCCAAUGACUAGUCACAUUGCUCUUUAUACUAAUUAUCACCAUCUAAGAUUCUUUGGUAAAUGAAUCAACUAGUUGAGCAUUCCAAUGGUUUUAUGUAAUAUCCACUCCCAUUCCUUCCUUAUUUUUAAAUUAUGACCUUUUUUAGGAAUGUCAUGAGUUAGAAGUAAAAAAAAAACAAGUUGCGUGUGAAAAAAGCUGAGCUGAGUAAAUGUGAGGAUUAAACAAAACGCAUGGUUAGUUAAGCCUAAGCAACCUAGCCAGUUUCACUCAGCGAGAUCAAGCUUUGAAUAGAAAAUAAACAUUUUAGUUGGAUAUAAAUGAACAACUUCCUCCUAAGACUAAACCCAACGUGUUGUUGUAAACCCCUAGUAAGAAUUUAAAGUCAGUGGCUGCAUUCAAAAGCGAGACACCACUGUCUCAGUAUUCCCAUAGUUGGCGAUAUCUAGGCACAUAAGACCGAUCCGGAAUAUUAUAAAAGAUAUAUGUUAUGACAUUUCGAGCAUAGAGGUCACCACGAUACUUUUAAGUUUAAAAGUAUUUUGGAACGACUAGACAAGGUGUCGAAACCUCAAAGUGGUUAAUUAGAAGCGACGCAUCAGUAGUUAUAGUAGGACUAAUUAAUUCAAUAUUCACUCUACAAUCAUAAAACAUCAAAUUAUUAGAUUAUUAUUUAGUGUUUCGGUCUACUUGUUUAAUUGGAGAUGAGUUUGGUUGCCUCAAAUUGGCUAAUUAACUUUAGGAACUACUAGUAUAUCUUGUAAAUGAUAUACUGACCUCUCAUCGUAGAUUUCCUAAUUAAAAGUUUUGAUUAAUCGUAGACAGUCCUGAUAAAAUCAAAGGUAAUAAUGAUGGAUAGGAUUAAAUUCAAUUAGUUGCCAUCUUCAAGUUAUUGUAUUCAGACGUGGUCUACAGGAAACGUAAUCAUAGUUUCCUGUGGGCUACUGUAAUGAGUAGUUAUUUUUCUCUGGUUUCCGAAUGACCAAAGUUACUACGAAAUAAAUUUGGGUGUUUUCUAAAUUCAUACCUCUUCUGUUGUGAGGAGUUGACACUAGUUGUACAGUUUUGGGAUAUCUUCGUAGCACAUAAGCUUUUACAUUUGAAAAACCUUUUGUCGGGAAUUGCUUGACGAUAAGGGGAGUGUUGGGAGGUCGUAAAAAGCUGUGUAGGUGAUAAUUUGAAGUACAAAUGAAAGGAGUUUCCCUCUGUUAAAUAAACAAAUAUAUUUUUACAUGGUCGCUGUUAAAAUAGUGUGUACACGGUAAUAUUUGUGCUAAAAUCUGAUCUAUAGCUCACCAUAGCUUCUUCCAUUUAAUGAUCUCCAUUGUGUGUAGACGACGAGUAAAGUUACUCCAAACUAUGUAGGGUCACUAGUUAGCCCAAUAAGCUUAAGCUGGUUAUCGGUAAGGUGUACUCGAAAUAUAUUAUGCACCUUAACACUGUGUUGUGUGUUUAGUUGAUUUCUCUCAAACAAGUGACCAUAGGGAUCUUAACAACAAAAAAUAAGAUAGUCCUGGCAGAUUUGAACUAAACUGUGUUUGGGUCAAAUAAUUUAGGUACAAUGUGAACGUUUUUAGUACCUAGGAUCUGCGUUCCGAUCUAUCUAGAAUAUUGAUAAACUGGAUCACAAUGUUGGUAUUUGCAUCACGACUGGAGUCCAUUACCUAUAGAUUCUAGCUUCGACACGCAAUUCACUAAGUUACGUAUUCCGGAUAUCCACUAACUUUCUCGUGGGGUAUAAAGGUAUAUUCAUGUUCGUACAACUGUAGUAAGAGUUGAUCUAUGCAUAAACUAAAUAUGUAAUAUAAGCAUCAACAUUCGCUUAUCCACUGAGCUCAAUUAUUUGUACAUUAUAAUUAUCUAGCUGUUUGGACAGAUUAUUAUGUGAAUAGUGUUUUCAAGAAUGUGAUAAUUAUAUCAAAUCAACUGUUUGGCAGAGCUUUUUAUAGGCGAUGAUGGUUAGUGUGGGAGUAGGUUGGAAGGGAGCUACGGGCGUGUAAACCAAGACGUCACCGGUCCAUGAGGACACUGACUAGUAGGCUAACACAUGUAGGUAAGUGAGGACUACCUAGCUGGGGUCUGCGUGAUUGUCUUAACCAGUGGUUAGAUACUCUGGGUGGAACGGCUGAAAGACGUUCGCAAUGUCGCAAUAGCAUCCACUUUCUAUCCUCCCUUGGAUCCCAAGUUUCUAAAUCCCACAUUUUAUCUCACUAAUUCAUUCUUUAUUUUAUUAUAUCUUCGAUGCCUAAUCUUUUCUGUUACCAGUAGUACGGUUACUAACCCUAACACUGGGAUUCUCCCUGACUAUUUCGUCUCACUGUGCUAAUGGGGUGUGGCAAUUUGGACCUAUGUGGACACUAGCCAGAUCAUACGUCGCGUUUGGCCGACUUAUAAUUCACUAAAGAACAGUUAGGUAUGAAUUGAGUACUUAGUAUUGCUUGUUAUUUUAUCCCUGACUUUUUCUAUCUUACUACACUUAGCUUUACGUAUUUAAUGUUGUAAGUCACCUUCGUCACGUAAGCUAGUCUAACCUUUGUUGGGAUUCACCCUCUACUGAAAUUGUAAACAGUACAUGAAAAAAUAAUCUUCAUUUUUAGUUAUUGCACAUGCUUAGAAACUUGAUAAGGUUGCUUGCAUCGUUCUCAAACAAAUUCCUUAUUAGUUGCUUUUUUUCGAAUGUUCUUGAUUGUCUGAUACAUCACUAAUAUAUUUUUUUGAUUGAUGGAUUUUCUUCCAAUAUUGAUCAUAUCAAAAAUGACGUUGAACAGAAGUAAUCACAGGCUAAUUAUUCUUUAAAUGUUUCCCUACAACAGUUCUUCUUGAUAAUAAGUCUUAGUGGCCUUUAAUUUUUUUUGUACGUUGAUUUUUCCCAUGAAAUACGUAACAAGACUUUCUUACUUUUGUUGUGAUACUUUCAUCUGUUACCACUACUAAUCACGCAACUGUUUACACAAGUAUCAUUACCAUCAUCUUCCAUAUGUUAUAUAUGAUGUAAGAGUGACCCAAUCACUAACAGGGAAAUAUAGUAAAUCGGUGAGACCAGUCAAAGACAAAGGGGGCAAGCCAAUCACUGAGAUUCAAGAACAGUGGAUCGGGUGGGUAGAACAAUUUGAUGAAUUCUUGAAUAGACCAGCCUCGCUGAACCCACCGGAAAUCGAUGCAGCAUGUACAGAGCUUCCUAUAUAUUUCAUUUCACCAACGAUCAAACAAAAGAUGGUUAUUGGAAAAAUCAAGAGUGGGGAAGCUGCAGGACCAGACAAUAUGGCAGCCGAAGCACUGAAAUCAGAAAUGGAAGUAACUAAACAUGCUCCACGUUCUAUUCAGGAAGAUAUGGGAGGAAGAACAAGUGCCAACAGACUAGAAGGAGGCGUACCUCAACAAGAUACCAAAGAAAGAUCUGAGCGGGAUCUGUCCAAGUGGGGAUCGGAGUCAUACAAGUCUGCUUACUCUCCCUCUCCCUCUUUCUCAUUCUUCUGGUAGUUGACUGGAUUAUGAAAACCACAACAUCUGAGGGAAAACACGGAAUACAAUGGACAGGUUGUAUGCAACUAGAUGAUUUUUACUUGUAAGAUGACCUAGCUCUUCCUUCCUAUACACACAAACAAAUUCAGGUCAAGAGAACCAGUGUAGCAGCAGCCUCUGCAUCAGUAGGCCUUAACAUACACAUGGGAUGAAGCACGGUCCUCAAAUACAACACAGAGAUCAUUAACGCAAUCACACUUGAUGGUGAAACUCAGGUAGAGGUGGAAACUUUCACGUACCUGGACAGCAUCAUCGACGAACGUGGAGGAUCUGAUGCAGAUGUAAAUGCGAGAAUUAGAAGUGCAAGGGGUAACAGGCGUAAGUAAGUGACCCAAUCAGAACUGACAUGAUAACUGAUAUUUGCACGAAUUUAGGAAGCAAAUGACUUUUAUCCUUUAUCAUGUGAAAUGGACAACAGAAACACUUUUGUAUGGUAUUCUAGACAAAAUAUACUUUUUAAAUAAUGGAGUAUAGCAACUCACGUGUAAUUGAGUUUGUUCUCAUUUAACUCGGUCAAGCCCUUUUGUUAACUUAUUUAGCGGAAAAAGUCAUCCGUACUAUAACAACUUAUUGUACCUUUAUUAUUGUUGUGCUUGUAUGAAAUAUGUAUGCUUGAACAUUGCUUACCGCAUACGCAUAUAUACAUUCUGCUAGCUUUAUUAUUUGCUGCUUAAUUGAUUCGAUGAUCCAUUCAUUCCCCUAUAUAUAUACAUGUACAUUUACACUCUCGGUUCGCUGACUCGUUCAUUUGCCUCUCUGCUUUUUGGUGUGAGUUAUCUGCUAAUAAAACUGUAGUCGCUGCUU